UCCAUUUUUGUACAUAAACCACAACCAAACAUUACUCGCUCCCCUAAUCUCAUUAUACAAAGAUUUUCAGAUGGCUAUAGCUAUUAAGUGCCAAAAUCUUAUAACCCUUCUCGUGUUACUCAACUUGGCAUUCUUGAUGAAUGCUCGACCUUUAAGUAUUCUAAAUACUGUUAAUUGUCCAGAUGAAAAUGAUCAGUUGUUUGAUCGGUUUUCUUUGGGUUCCAUUAAAGAAGGACCAAGUCCUGGCAUAGGACACAAGGUUGAAGAUAAGACAACUCUCGGAGGAAUCAAGGUUGGACCUAGUCUUGGAGCAAAAGACGGAUAUACACAUGAACCUAGCCAUGGAAUUGAAAAUGUGUUCAACAUUGAGACCUUGGUUGGAGUCAAAGAUGGACCAAGUCCAGGAAUUGGACACAAGGUUGUAAACGUUGAGUCGCUUGGAAAUCUUAAGAACUCUGGUCCAAGCCCUGGUGCGGGUCACUAGUUGAACUGACUGUUCAGAAACAUUUAUGAUUUUUUUUUAUAAAAACAACAUAUAUAAUUUUUUUAAUACAAUCAAAAUACACACUCGUUAUUAUAGAUAGCAAGCCUCAAUCCAUAAACAUUGAUUAAAAGAAACCUUAUAGUCAGUAUCAAUUGAGUUGAAAGAAUUUAUUUCAAUCAUUGUAUUAGAAAAUUUUAUUUGUUCAAUUGUGAUACUUUAAGUUUAUUGUGUGAUAA
Messenger RNA from Lactuca sativa (garden lettuce), 720 nucleotides. Lineage: Eukaryota; Viridiplantae; Streptophyta; Magnoliopsida; Asterales; Asteraceae. The record is from RefSeq and is a predicted model, not a curated record.